Molecule: messenger RNA, 4614 nt
Organism: Ustilaginoidea virens
Lineage: Eukaryota; Fungi; Ascomycota; Sordariomycetes; Hypocreales; Clavicipitaceae
Exons: 3
Coding region: 1-4614 (1537 amino acids)
Biological process (GO): phospholipid translocation
Cellular component (GO): plasma membrane
Molecular function (GO): ATP hydrolysis activity; ATPase-coupled intramembrane lipid carrier activity; ATP binding
Source: RefSeq, a predicted model, not a curated record
AUGAGUACCACCCCUACCAGCCCAGAGCCUGGCCCCGAAGCCAAGUUGUCCAAGGCUCAUACGCAGCGAGCGCGAUGGGCAACUCGAAAGAUGACCGUCAAGAGCAGCAGCCAUAAGCGGCUUUCGCUCCUGAACCGCAUGCAGCAGCACCACCAGCAGCACCACCAGCACAAACGAACACAAUCCGAAAAGAGCCCUUCCGCAGGCGACGGCAACGAGGCACCUGAAGCUGGUCCCCCCUCCCCUCAUGCUGACGAGCACGGCAAUCAGCAAGUCGCCGACGAGGACGAGUCUGACGAGGAACAAGAUUCGACCCGGAUGCUGUAUUUCAACCUGCCUCUUCCCGACAACCUGCUCGACGACGGCACACCAAUCCAAACGUUUAGUCGCAAUAAAAUAAGGACCGCAAAAUACACACCCUUGUCCUUCAUUCCCAAAAACCUGUGGUUCCAGUUCCACAACGUGGCCAACAUCUUCUUCUUGUUCCUAGUCAUCUUGGUUAUCUUCCCCAUCUUUGGCGGGGUAAACCCGGGAUUGAGUGCUGUGCCAUUGAUCUUCAUCAUUGUCAUCACAGCUGUCAAAGACGCGGUUGAAGAUUAUAGAAGAACCAUCCUGGACAUAGAGUUGAACAAUGCACCCGUACAUAAACUGCACAACUGGCACAACGUCAACGUACGAGAAGACAACGUGUCCACCUGGAGACGGUUCAAAAAGGCCAACUCGCGCUUUUUCGGCGCCAUGUGGCAUGCCAUUGAAAGCCUGUGGUCAAAGAAGGCGCGGAAACUCCGGGCCGAGCGCAAGCAGCAGAAGCUGUAUCCCCAACUGGAAAAUGAAGGCCGCCCUUCGAUCGAGACCAUGCGAACUCGAAGAUCAAUCCGCGAUUCUCUCGCCUCUCCCUUUGGCCAUCGCGAGUCCUUUAUCGACGCUCGCGAGGAUAUUCAAAUGACACCGGUGCCCUCGCCAACACCGGCCAACGGUGUUCCUCGUAUCCAGUUUCCUGACGAGGAGGAUGCCAAGCGAGCGGUUGCUGUUCAGAACAUGAACUUUGACGUGAUAAACUACAUGAAGCCGAGCCAAGGUGCCCGAUUUAAGAAAGACACCUGGAAGGGCAUCCAAGUCGGUGACUUUGUGCGCAUCUACAAUGACGACGAAUUGCCGGCCGACAUCAUCAUUCUGUCCACGUCUGAUCCUGACGGUGCCUGCUACGUCGAGACCAAAAACUUGGAUGGUGAAACCAAUCUCAAGGUCCGGCAGGCUCUUCGCUGCGGCCGGUCGAUCAAGCAUGCCCGUGACUGCGAGAGAGCCGAAUUCAGGAUCGAGAGCGAGGGCCCGCAUCCCAAUCUGUACAAAUACAACGGAGCCAUCCUUUGGAAACAAGUGGUUCCCGGCUAUACAGAGGACGAGCUCGAGGACAUGACGGAACCAAUCACAAUCGACAACCUCUUGCUCCGAGGCUGCAACUUGCGCAACACGGAAUGGAUCCUGGGCGUCGUCGUCUUCACCGGCCACGAUACGCGCAUCAUGAUGAAUGCCGGCAUUACCCCAAGCAAGCGUGCAAGAAUCGCCAGAGAAUUGAACUUCAACGUCAUCUGCAAUUUCUUCAUUCUCCUCGUCAUGUGCCUGCUUGCGGCGAUUGUCAACGGUGUUGCCUGGGCCAAGACGGACGCUUCUCUGCACUUCUUUGAGUUCGACCUCAUUGGCGGAACUGCCCCCAUGACUGGCUUCAUCACGUUCUGGGCAGCCAUUAUCCUUUUCCAGAACUUGAUUCCCAUCUCCCUCUACAUCACCCUGGAAAUCAUCAGGACACUCCAGGCCAUCUUCAUCUUCAGCGACAUCAACAUGUAUUACGAGCCGAUUGACCAGCCCUGCAUUCCCAAGUCAUGGAACAUAUCCGACGACGUUGGCCAGAUCGAGUACAUCUUUUCCGACAAGACCGGCACGCUGACCCAGAAUGUCAUGGAGUUCAAAAAGGCGACAAUCAACGGGCAGCCCUACGGCGAAGCCUACACCGAGGCUCAGGCAGGCAUGCAGAAGCGAAUGGGCGUCGACGUCGCCAAGGAAGGGGCUCGCAUCCAAGCCGAAAUUGCCGAGGCCAAGGUACGGUCCCUAGAAGGGCUGCGCAGGAUCAACGACAACCCCUAUCUCCACGACGACGCACUCACCUUUAUUGCUCCGGACUUCGUCUCGGACCUGGCGGGGGAACACGGGCAUGUGCAGCAGUCGGCAAUCGAGGAGUUCAUGCUCGCUCUGGCGCUCUGCCACACCGUCAUUGCCGAGAAGGCCCCGGGCGACCCGCCGAGGAUGACGUUCAAGGCCCAGUCUCCCGAUGAGGAAGCUCUCGUCGCCACUGCUCGCGACAUGGGCUUCACCGUCCUCGGCCACUCCAACGACGGCAUCGACGUCAAUGUCAUGGGCGAGGAGCGUCACUACCCCAUACUAAACACCAUCGAGUUCAACUCGAGCCGAAAACGCAUGAGCUCCAUCGUGCGCAUGCCGGACGGCAGGAUUGUCCUGUACUGCAAGGGGGCCGACUCGGUCAUAUACGCUCGGCUGAAACGAGGGGAGCAGCAGCAGCUGAGGCGCGAGACGGCGGAACACCUGGAAAUGUUUGCUCGCGAAGGUUUGCGCACCCUGUGCAUUGCCCGCAAGGAUCUCACCGAGCAGGAAUACCGCGAGUGGAAGAGGGAACACGACGCUGCCGCCUCGGCCCUGGAGAAUCGCGAAGAGAAGCUGGAGGAAGUGGCUGGGCUGAUUGAGCAGCAUCUCUACCUCCUGGGUGGCACAGCUAUCGAGGAUCGUCUUCAAGACGGUGUGCCCGACACCAUUGCCCUUCUCGCCAAGGCUGGCAUCAAGCUCUGGGUCCUGACGGGCGACAAGGUGGAGACGGCCAUCAACAUUGGAUUCUCUUGCAAUCUUCUCAACAACGACAUGGAGCUGAUCCACUUGAGGGUCGACGAGGACGAGAGCGGUGAGACUGCGGACGAAACCUUGCUCGAGAGCGUCGAGAAACAGCUGGACCAGCAGCUUGGAGUCUUUGGGCUGACUGGUAGCGACGAGGACCUCGCUCUGGCAAAGAAGAGCCACGAGCCGCCGGGUCCGACUCACGGCAUCGUCAUUGACGGCUUCACCCUUCGUUGGGCGCUCAGCGACGGCCUGAAGCAAAAGUUCCUGCUGCUCUGCAAGCAGUGCCGAUCGGUCCUCUGCUGCCGCGUCAGCCCCGCUCAAAAAGCCGCCGUCGUGGCCAUGGUCAAGAAUGGGCUGGACGUCAUGACGCUGUCCAUCGGUGACGGGGCAAACGACGUGGCCAUGAUUCAGGAAGCCGAUGUCGGGGUUGGAAUCGCGGGGUUGGAAGGUCGCCAGGCAGCCAUGUCCUCUGAUUACACGAUUGCCCAGUUCCGCUUCCUCCAGAGGCUGGUGCUGGUUCACGGACGAUGGUCGUACCGAAGACUGGCGGAGAGCAUCAGCAAUUUCUUCUACAAGAACAUGGUCUGGACCUUUGCCAUUUUCUGGUACGAGAUAUUCUGCGAUUUCGACAUGACGUACCUCUUUGACUACACGUACAUUCUCAUGUUCAACCUGUUCUUCACGUCUGUACCCGUGGCCAUCAUGGGUGUUCUGGACCAGGAUGUGUCAGACACGGUCUCCCUCGCCGUGCCAGAACUGUAUCGCCGGGGCAUCGAAAGACUUGAGUGGACGCAGAAAAAGUUUUGGCUGUACAUGAUUGACGGUGUCUACCAAUCCGUCAUGGUCUUCUUCAUCCCGUACCUGCUGUUUGUCCCCGGCAGGCCGGUGACUCUUGGCGGGCUCGGACUCGAGGACAGAGUGCGGUUCGGCGCCUACAUUGCUCACCCCGCCAUUCUGGCCAUCAACGGGUACAUCCUGAUCAACACGUACCGAUGGGACUGGCUCAUGCUUCUUAUUGUGAUCAUCAGCGACGUGUUCAUCUUCUUCUGGACGGGAAUCUACAGCUCCUUCACAUCAUCAGGCUUCUUCUACCACACGGCCGCGCAGGUUUACGGAGAAGCGACAUUCUGGGCCGUCUUCUUCAUCGUCCCGGUCAUCUGCCUCUUUCCUCGAUUCGCCAUCAAGGCGCUUCAGAAGGUGUACUGGCCUUAUGACGUCGACAUUGUCCGGGAGCAGGAGCUGAUGGGCAAGUUCUCCCACCUGCAGCAAGAGUUCUGCUCGGAUGCUGCCAGCGAAACAGCGUCAAGCAGAAGGUCGGGGUCCGAGAGCUCCAGGAGAGCACGGAGAUGCAAGCGCGUGACGUACGGCAGCGUCGACGAGGACCUGCGACCAAUCUAUCCGCCGUCGACCGCCACUCGAACCACCACGCACAACCGGACCCAAAACGGCAGCGACUCGACAAACUUUACCGCCAACCGCAUGUCGCUGGAAGUCCCCACGCACGGCCGCCCCUCGAUAGACCGAGCGCGGCCAUCCUAUGACCGGAUACGUGCCUCGAUGGACCGCGUGCGCCCAAGCUUCGAGGCUAGCAACGACUUCACCUCGGCGGCCCGGUUGUCACGGAUAGAGUCCAGCCAAUCGCAAGGCCUGGGUUCCGGCGGACGAUUCAGAACAAGGCUUCGCGGACUGUCAUUAACCAAGAACGCCUAA